Molecule: messenger RNA, 1131 nt
Organism: Chaetomium globosum CBS 148.51
Lineage: Eukaryota; Fungi; Ascomycota; Sordariomycetes; Sordariales; Chaetomiaceae
Exons: 1
Coding region: 1-1131 (376 amino acids)
Source: RefSeq, a predicted model, not a curated record
AUGGGGAAGAUAGCCGUCUUAGUUGUCGUUGUCGCGACGCCGAAUUCUCCCAAUUUUUCCUCGACUGGGAGACCUUUGACCGAAACCACUCUAUCGGCCGAGAAAGAACGCCCAGGAGGUCUCGCACUCGACAGGAUCUUCUUGCCGCUGCGGUCCGUGGGUGCUGGACUACCAGGGAUUAGCGUCGACGGUCUCGGCGGUAUCAUCGAAUCCGCCCAUGGUGUCUUCCACUCUGUUCGUCGCCUCGACUUUAUGGAGGCGGAACGCACCAUGUACUUCAUGCCGAGUCCUGGUAUCGAGAUGCCUCAGACAUUACACCAACGCGAUUUUGAACGGUACGAGAACGAGCUUUUUGACUUGAGCAAGUACAACGGGACAUCCGGCUAUCUCACCGCGAUGGCCUGGACCGAGGAAGCCUUGUCAGGGUCCAUCACCCUCUACCGGGUCUUAUUUGGGGAGGAAGGCGAGACAGUGGGCAUUCGACCCGUUGCCGCCAUGCGUGAUGUCCCGAGCCCGGUCCUCGCCCGGAUGAGGACCGACGAGCGAAUCAAGCGCAAGGCCGUUGUGACCUUGAUUGACGAUGAUGACCGGACGUUCGACUGGAAGUCAAACCCAAGCACAAAACCAAGAUACGUCAGGCUUCCGUCUCCCUUCCAGCCACCGAGUCGCAGUCACAGCAGGCAUGGAGGCGGACGCCUGGCAGAUGGUGAUGGUGUCUGUGCUACGAUCCCGCAAUUCUUUGCGCUCCUGCACGCCCGCGGAUCCAUUCUCGAGCACGUCAAUUCCGCUCAAAUCACCGAAACCCGAACUGAGGACGGCAGUAUUAAACCGAUGGUCUUCUUGACCCAACCACCCAGGUCGAGUCCCCACGAAGGCAACCGGGUGCAUGUGGCCAUCCUGGUGCCGAAUGAUGCCCUUUGGGCAGAGGAAGAGAUCAUUUGGACCGGCCAGAACGGACUCGCCGAGUUUCGGCAACGGCAGUACUGGGACUUGAUCAAGCGUGCGAGUCGGCGAGCCACGAGUAAAAACAGGGGUCAGGGGGGAGAAAGUAACCAAGAUAGACGCUACAGCUCGGGGAGCAGGAGCAGGAGUCAAACAAGAGGGCGGAGUGGGAGUCGUAGUCGGUGGUGA